GGAAUUAGUGUUUUAAAACCUGUUAUACUAUCCACGUGACCAGGUCAUGUGAUUAAUACAAAAUGGCGGAUUGGUAGAGGAAAAUACUUUGAUGUUUUCAGACAGCAAAUUUAUGUCUAAUUGGGAGAGCAUUGUUCGCCAUGUUAUGUCUCACACUUUGUCUCAGGAAGUUGCCCUAGAAUACAACUGGGUUGGAAAAGGCUCGAAAAAACCAUUCGAAAAACUUAGACUUAAAAAAGUCAUAUUAGAUGCUGUAAGAGGAAGAAGACAGGGGUCUACUAAUAAUGAAAUCGAGAAGACAAUGAAGGAGUGCCUAAGAUAUGCCAAGGAUAGGGAAGGCGGGCGGAGGAAGAGAUUGACUAAAAAGUUGCAACAACAAAGAGAAGAAAAUGAAAAUGAUAUGUGAACAUCAUUUAGUAAUAAAUUGUAGUAAUUAG
This is a messenger RNA of Ruditapes philippinarum (Manila clam), 437 nucleotides long. RefSeq lists its product as uncharacterized. The record is from RefSeq and is a predicted model, not a curated record. Bases 92 to 406 code for a protein of 104 amino acids. The transcript is spliced from 3 exons. NCBI's taxonomy places the organism in Eukaryota, Metazoa, Mollusca, Bivalvia, Venerida, Veneridae.